Messenger RNA from Nezara viridula (southern green stink bug), 333 nucleotides. The record is from the annotation of a GenBank genome assembly. NCBI's taxonomy places the organism in Eukaryota, Metazoa, Arthropoda, Insecta, Hemiptera, Pentatomidae.
AUGGUCCGGUCCUACAGCCCGAUGUGUACCCUGGCCUCCUCAAUGUGCCUUAGCGAGGUGGAGGAGUCCUGUGCAGCCGCUCUCCCAUUCCGUACACCCAAAAGGGGCCGAGCAUCCUUAAUGGCCCCCAAUAGUCAUGUUUCCCCAAUAGUGGAAGCAGUCCCACCGCAAACAUUCAUCGGUACCAAUGGUCCGGUCCUACAGCCAGAUGCGGACCCUGGGCUCUUCAAUGAGCCUUACAAGGUGGCUCGGUCCUGUGCAUCCGCUCCCUCAUUCCAUAUUCCCAAUGCAACCCUUAGCAUAUUAAGUACCCUUAGGCCAGAGUAUCUUUAA